Molecule: messenger RNA, 1767 nt
Organism: Micropterus salmoides (largemouth bass)
Lineage: Eukaryota; Metazoa; Chordata; Actinopteri; Centrarchiformes; Centrarchidae
Product: synaptotagmin-1-like
Exons: 11
Coding region: 213-1487 (424 amino acids)
Biological process (GO): regulation of calcium ion-dependent exocytosis; cellular response to calcium ion; regulation of dopamine secretion
Cellular component (GO): axon; dense core granule; synaptic vesicle membrane
Molecular function (GO): clathrin binding; phosphatidylserine binding; calcium-dependent phospholipid binding
Source: RefSeq, a predicted model, not a curated record
AGCGCGAGGAGGUAGUUGUUUCUCCCAUCACUAAAAAAACGGUGCUUACAGGUAACUGUGCAGGGAUUUUUGGGCUGAAAAGGAGUACCUGUGAAUCUUAACAUUGCUGCUGGGACGACUGAAUACAGGUUUGGCAAAGACAGCGGCUUACAUAUCCUGUGUUCGAGUGUAACUGCCAGGCCAGCAGAAAUAGGAGAAGUCAUUUGACACUGAUGUUUAAUUCAGGAUCUGCAGUCACUCCUCAAAGAAUGACUGGGAACCGUCGAGCUGCCCCGGCUGCACAGGGCACCCCUGCCACCCCAACCCACUUGUCAAAUGCGACAACCACCCCAGGCCAAAAAGAAUCUGGAGGCCACAGUCCCAAAAAGUUUAUGAGUGAACUGCGCAGCAUCCACAUGCCAUCAUGGGCUGUUGCUGCCCUCUGCACCGUGAGUUUGUGCGUGGUGCUGUCGUGUGCUGUUUGCGUGUGGAAGAAGUGCUUGAAGAAGAAGGACAAGGACAAAGAAAAGGACAAGAAAAAGGGAAAGGAGAAGAGCAAGGGAGGCUUUGACACCGAAAUGGAUGGAGGUUACAGUGAGCCGCCGAAGGAUGAUGGUAACAAAGAAACAGAGCUAUCAGAUAAAGAGCCCAAGGAGGAAGAGAAGCUGGGGAGGCUACAUUUCACAUUAGACUAUAACUUCACAGAGAAUACGCUGGUGGUAGGCAUCUUGCAGGCUACUGAACUUCCUGCGAUGGAUGUGGGAGGUAGUUCUGACCCUUACGUCAAAGUCUAUCUGCUCCCAGACAAAAAGAAAAAGUUUGAAACCAAGGUUCAUAGGAAGACCCUCGAACCCAACUUCAAUGAGACUUUCACAUUUAAGGUGCCAUACACUGAGCUGGGAGGGAAGACACUGGUGAUGACUGUGUACGACUUCGACCGUUUCUCAAAACACGAUGCUAUUGGAGCUGUGAGGAUACCAAUGAGCAGUGUGGACUUCAGCCAGACUCUACAGGAGUGGAGGGAUCUGCAGAAGGCAGAGAAGGAGGAGAGUGAACGGCUUGGAGACAUAUGUUUGUCCUUGAGGUAUGUGCCUACUGCUGGGAAGCUGACGGUGGUGAUUUUGGAAGCCAAAAACCUAAAGAAAAUGGAUGUGGGUGGAUUAUCAGACCCUUAUGUGAAGAUCCACUUAAUGCAGAAUGGGAAAAGACUCAAGAAAAAGAAAACAACGAUAAAGAAGAACACUUUGAACCCUUACUACAACGAGUCUUUCAGCUUUGAAGUGCCAUGUGAACAGAUGGAGAAGGUGCAGAUAGCAGUGACUGUGCUGGACUAUGAUAAGAUUGGGAAGAAUGACGCUAUUGGGAAGGUGCUCCUGGGCGCUAACAGCACUGGGAUUGAGCAGUGCCAUUGGUCAGACAUGCUGGCUAACCCCCGGAGGCCAAUUGCCCAGUGGCAUAGCCUCCAACCAGAGGAUGAAGUCAACGCACUGAUUUCCAACAAGAAAUGAAACUGUGACCUCAGAGGGCUAUGAAACCCUGCAGCAUUUACCUCAGCUACUUCCAUUUUAUGUUCCUUACCUAUCCCUCAAAUCCCUUAAAAAAAACUUUUAGCUACUUAACUAAGUAAAUUUACCCAAUAAUACCCUGUUUUACCCAUGACACUAUCUGAGUCAAGUCUUCCUUCGGUAAUUCCCACCCCAUGCUUCUACCCAAACUGCUACAAAGAGUUUAAAACAAAGAUGUAUCAUUAUGCACAGUGCUAUUAAACCAGAUGAGAUUUUUUUUAAA